This is a messenger RNA of Labrus bergylta (ballan wrasse), 2008 nucleotides long. RefSeq names its product signal-transducing adaptor protein 2. Lineage: Eukaryota; Metazoa; Chordata; Actinopteri; Labriformes; Labridae. The record is from RefSeq and is a predicted model, not a curated record. Gene Ontology annotation, molecular function: signaling adaptor activity.
CACUGAUGACCCUAAACGCAGCGACAGGUUGUCUGUCUCUCCACUUUCACAGACAGGUGAGCACGAUCCCUGCUGCUGUGUUCAUGCAGACAGAAAUCUAUAUUAUUACAUUAGUGAAGUCAGUCUGUGUUUAGUUCACUGAUGGCGAAGCGAACAGGACGACCGAGGAGCCAGCUGCCGACCUGCUACUAUGAGGGCUACCUGGAGAAGAAGUCGUUCAAAGACAAGACAUCUGGGAAACUGUGGACCUGUUUGUGCGGAAACUCGCUGUUCUUCUUCAACGACAAGAGAGACACUGAUUAUGUAGAGAAAUUGGAUCUCAGUGGAUUCAUGUCGAUAACAGACGACUGCACCCAGGAUCGAAAUUUAGAUGCAGCUCGAAUCAACCUCCAGAUGAAGGAUGGAAAUAUCAAAUUCACUGCCCCAAAUGCAGAAGCUCGAGAGCUGUGGAAGGGAUUUAUUCACUCUGUGGCCGAGCUGUCGCUACCUACUUCCCUAAACCUGCUUCCGGGCCAGCUGCACAUGCUAAGAGAGGCAGUGGAACAGGAAAAAGAAAGAAGAAAAUCUGUACCUCCACCUGUCACCGACUCCAGCCCUUACGUCAGCCUCAAAGCAAACAAGCCAGCCUGUUACCAGGAUGUGUCCCGUAUGGAGGCAGAGCUGCUGCUGGACAGAGAGGCAGCGCGAGGAAACCUGCUGCUGAGGCCCGGGGGGGGGAACGGAAACUCCUUCGCUGUCACCACCAGACAAGACUUAGACGGCGCUGUAUUCAGACACUACCGCGUGACCUGUCAACAUGAAGGAGGCUUUUCCAUCGAUGUGGACAAUCCUGUUCCCUGUGGAUCCCUUCAUGAUGUGAUCGACUACUUAGUGGGAAAAACCAAUGGAGUGUUGAUACCUCUCACCUUCGAGGGAACAUACGAGAGGCAAAUCUCUUUUAUUUGUUCUGAUAGCGAGAAUGGAGAGAAGAGCGUUCAGCAGGCUCCGUCAAACCUUGAACCACCAAGCUUGCCCCCCAAACCAGUUUCUAGAAUAGCGACUCCUGAGGCAGCACCAGCAGUGGUUGAAGAGGAGGAUUUAUAUCUGAAUGUCCAGCUCUGUGUUGAAACAGUGGAGGAGAAGGAAAGAGAGACGGUGGAUUCCACAGAAGUUCCACCGCCACCUCCAAAGAGAGCAGUAAUGCCUCCCGUGUCUGCUGCUUGCAAAUGGCUCUCUUCCACAUCGGCUCCCUCCUCCAGCAGAGAUCAGAAGAUGAGACUCCUCACAGAGGCUUCAGGACAGAUUCCCUUGGCAACGAUCUCGGAGCUGAAACUGAAGCUGGAACAGAAGGCCAUGUGUCUAGAGUGACACCUCCUGGUGGGAACCUCUCAGAGCAUCCACCACCUCCAGUACGAGUCUUCCCCUGCAAGAUGAAGCAACACGAGAGAGCAGAGAGGAUCAGUCCCCCCCCCCCCUCCUCCUCGUCAGCUGGCUGCGAAGAUGAACACCUUAUUGAUCCCCCCUCUCAGGCUCUCAUUAGCAGACGAAUGGACUGUAACUCUGUCGCCUUGUUUGUCUUGUACAUUUUGCACAUUAACCUCCUGUCGAUUCUUCCUCCAAUCACAGCGUGUCGGUGAAGCGCUGAUGUGCUUUAGUGUUGAUUAAUGCGGCGCCUUAUAUUGUUUAAAACUGUUCAGCCUCACAGGCGUGUAAAUAUGUACGUUUUUUGUUGCAUACUGUGACUAAAUUUAUUGUAUGUAUAUUUUUUUAUUGAAAAAACAACAAAUCAGAUUGAUCAAGUGAAUACCGUAAAACUUCAAAUAGAAGUCCACCCCAAUUUAAGGCCAAGCAAUCCCAGCUCUCGGUUAGAGACCUGUCUGCGUUUAGAGUCGAAACAGUUUGUAAAUCACCAAUAAGGAGAAAAAGCAGCAAGAAACAAAAGAGGAACUACAACAUCUGUCCAAGACAGACAGACUGACGCUCACAUGCAGGACAUGAAGCAGGUUUAAAGUCUGUUCUCAAAGCAAGA